AUGCAGCGAAUCUACAUGCAAAGCAGUGAACACUUUGAAGUCUUCACCACUGUCCUUGCUCCUCAAGGGAGGUAUCGAUACAGGGCAGAAGCUGAAAAGAUGGUGGUGGUGCACAGCUACAGGCCUCACUGGCCAGAUGAGCUGGUGCUGUCUCCGGGUGACGUCAUCCUGGUGCUGUCCAAACAUGAGGAGGAGAGGUGGUUUGGGCGGCUGCAGGACGGGCAGCAGGGCUACUUCCCCGCCUCAUGCGUGAUGGAGCUGGGCCAGGUGCCUCCUAAAGGCUUACGGAGGAGCGUAUCUCUGAGGAUCUCGGCCGGUGACGCUGAGCGCGUUAGAUAUGGAAAUGGACACAUUCUGCAGGCACUCAGGAGGGGGAGCAGAGGAGGUGGAGCGGCAGGAGGAGGUGGAGGAGGAGUGGGGUUGGAUGGGGGCCAGGGUGAGCGCGAGGGCCCCUUCCUGGUGCAGAGGCCCCAGAUCCCUGCUCCCCAGCCCGUGGCCUCCCAGCCCCAGACACACAGAUCUCCAAGCUUGCUCCACAGGAUCUUGUCCAAGUGCCGGAAAAAGAGUGAAUGCCAGGGAGCCACCAAUGGGGCCUUCGAGGGCGACUAA
This is a messenger RNA of Stegastes partitus (bicolor damselfish), 609 nucleotides long. RefSeq names its product vexin. The transcript is spliced from 5 exons. Gene Ontology annotation, molecular function: protein binding. Lineage: Eukaryota; Metazoa; Chordata; Actinopteri; Pomacentridae. The record is from RefSeq and is a predicted model, not a curated record. Bases 1 to 609 code for a protein of 202 amino acids.